Messenger RNA from Dichomitus squalens LYAD-421 SS1, 4411 nucleotides. RefSeq lists its product as uncharacterized. Lineage: Eukaryota; Fungi; Basidiomycota; Agaricomycetes; Polyporales; Polyporaceae. The record is from RefSeq and is a predicted model, not a curated record. The transcript is spliced from 4 exons. Bases 669 to 3968 code for a protein of 1099 amino acids. Gene Ontology annotation, molecular function: mRNA binding.
GGGCUGCAAUGGCUGACGGAUGAUGCUUCCCGCUGUUUGGCAAACACCAAGGUCUCUCUAUUGUGGUGCGCAUAGCACAAAGGCGAAAACUGAGUGCAUGUAUGCGCCUCUCCCAGCCAACAAUGACGAGCCCUGCGCGGGCGGAGAGGAGACGCCAGUUUGUAGUCGUUUGUGCACGGAAUGGCCCGUGCGUGGGAAAGGGGCGCGGGCUGAAUGGGGGCGUUGUGCAGUCCGGGGCGUCCGGCCGCCCGCCUUCUGACCCACAUCCUCGAUCAGAGCCUCUGCUCGUCGCCAGCCACAGCGAGCGCACCCCUUCCCUCGCCAUCCCAGCCAUCCUCCGACCCUCACCCACUAUCUAUUGCGUUCUUGCUGCCAUCUCGCUCCGACGUCCUGCAUUGCUCAUCACCCCGCGUCACUCGCUCCUUCAGCUUCACUCGCACGCGUCGCGCAUCCAACGUCCCUCGCACCGCCCUCUCGAUACUUUACCGCCCCCCACCUGCUAUAGUUCUUGCCUGUCUGUAUUUAUAAAGACGGCCGCACGCGUUCUGCUCGCUCAGCUCUCCUCGUCGCCGCCCUGGCUGUUCAUGUUCUGAACUAUAUCUCGCUUUUCGUCGUCCACUCCUCGCGCCUCUGUUUCCCUUCUCCGCUCGUACACUAUUGUUGUCCCUAUGACUUCUUCCAUCGCAGCCCGUCGUCCCCCUCCCUCGUUCACCCCCACGCAGCCGCCGGAUGAAGGCUACCUGAACCGCUCCCUCCUCGACAACAUCGACGCUCAGGGGGAUGCCGAGCCCGUCUCCUCAUCCGAUUCCGAGGCAGCGGGUGCGUCUGCGACCACCUUCGGCUCUCUGUCGACCGCAUCCUCCUUGGGCUCUCCCUCCAUCCCAUUCCACCUGAACAUGCAAUCACAGCUCGUCCCGCCCCGCUCUGACUCGCCCAAUCAUCAUGCUCUCGGUCCACUCAAGUCAUCCCAGCACAGCACAGACUUCCUGCAAAACAACAAUACCACCCACGCAAUGUACAACAACAUCACCAGCAUCGGUCUCCCCGCUUCCGAAUUCCCACUAUCUUCGACGGAGCCCGAUGCUCUUAAUUACACAUCUAAGGCAGACGGCAGUUUUGCUGCCGCUCCCUUCAGGACGUCGACUGCGUUCUCCCCCUUCCACCGCCCGCGACACCCCAAUCCCUCCUUCCGUGAUACCUCGUCCGCCUUCCCUAACUCAACAUACCCCUCAUCAAACGACCUCUUCGGAGCUUCUCAAAACCCGAUUUCACGUUUACCUGCCUCUCAACCGCAGUCUGCCCUGCCACACCCGCUUGACUCACUCCAGCACACCGGGCGCUCGUUCGAUUUUGCUCCGGGGCCGCCUCAGUUCAACGGCUCUGUUUCUGCCAACGGCGCUUCGCACAACAAACAGUUGUAUGCUUUGGACGCUUUCAGGCAGGGCCUCGACUCGACGCCCACUCUGCUUCCCAAGCAGCCAGGCGCUGCGUCUGGCGGUCAAAGCCUCCUUCAGAACUCUCAGCAUCCCCACCAGCAGGCUUUCCAGGCGCCAUACAUGAACGGCCUAGGAGGACACUCCUUGGUCCCCGGACAUCACGCCCAACCUCAGUUUGGGGCUCAUCUUUCUGCAAGCGGCGCAGGGCCUGGACAAGGGGGUGCCCCAGGAAAUGGAGUAACGGGCGCUCCGAACAUGAAUCAGACGAACGGUCCCGCACCCAGCUCCCAGGCGCAGGAGGAGAUCUCUACCAUCUUUGUGGUGGGAUUCCCAGAUGACAUGUCGGAACGAGAGUUCCAAAAUAUGUUCACUUUCUCAGUUGGUUUCGAGGCGGCGACGCUCAAGAUCCCGAACAAGGAGUCGACUUCGUAUGGCAAUGCCAACGCCCAGGGAGCUCGUCCAGGGGGGUUGCCUAUGACUUUCGGUGGCUCGAACGACCCUUACAAUAUCGUCACCAUGAACCAGGGUGGCGUUCUGAUUGAUGGCGGUCGGGACGGACCCAUGACGUCCUGGCCUUCUUCCGCCCCGAACGAUGAAGGCCACUUCAUGCAGAACAACGUGCCCAUGCAACCGCCACGGAAGCAGAUCAUUGGCUUCGCGAAGUUCCGCACGCGUGCCGAGGCUCUUGAAGCACGCGACGUCCUUCAAGGCCGUCGUGUCGAUGUCGAGAAGGGUGCCGUCCUUAAGGCAGAGAUGGCGAAGAAGAACUUGCACACAAAGCGCGGUCCCGGAGUGGGACCGCUGGGUCUCCCGCCGUUCCCAGGCAGUGCUACCGGCACGGGUGCCCCAGACAGCAUGUCGGGCCAUCCGGGGCUUCCCGCUGCGGGCGAGGCGCUUACUCAGCGCGACAAGCAGCUCGGUGCGCUUGGUGCCAUGGGGAUAGACCUCAGCGGCUUCCCCCAACGGCGUGACAGGCUCUUUGACGGACGUGAUGAGGAGGAUCGUGACCGCAGGCGGGGCGAUUUCGCAACCAUAGGUAUCGGUGCCUUUGGUACCCGCGGUCCCCGCGAGCGCGCCGAGGAAGAUGAGCGGGAGAGAGAGCGGCGGCGCAAGGAGGAGGUCGCCCGCAUGCGGCAGAAUUCCUUCGCAUUCGAGGCCUUCCACUCCGUUCCUCAGCAAAUGGUUCGUCAGGGAGCCAAUUCCCUUCUCUCUGCUGAGAACGGAAUUGUUCCAAACGGCCUCAACUUGCCUUCGUCGCCGCCUGCCCUCCAGAGCAUUCCUUCGCAAUCUGAGGGAAUGUCUGGGCCUUGGGGCAAUCUCCGCGAUGUCGGCGCAUCUGCUGCGCUGAGAAAGAUGGGCGUUCCGCAACACCACAUGUCCGGUCUUCCUCCGCGCCCACAGUCUCCCUCCGCCACGUCUCCUCCGACCUUCGAAGCAAUCACGAAUGGCUCGGUCGGAUCGCAGAACGGCCACUCUGCGCCCGGUAGUCGCGGCACUCAGUUCUCGCCUGACUCAACCCCGUCUUCCCUUCCUAGCCAUCCUUCACUGCCUUCUCGACCUCCACGCGCGCAGUCGCCAAGCAGCGAGCCGCAGUCCUAUUCGCAGUCGUCCCAGCCCAACUCGAAGCCUCCGAGUGUCAGUGGCUCGCAAAGUGGGCACGAGGAUGAGCUUGUCCGAUCGGUUGGCGCCCUCGCAGUGUCGACGGAGUCGGGCUCCACUUCGCCGCAGCUGCCGUCUCCUGCGUCGGGAACGAGCUCUGGUGGUGGACGCAAUGGGAGCGACCAGAACCCGCCUAUCAACACGCUGUACGUCGGGAACCUCCCCACCUCAACGUCACCGGGCGGCCACACCCUCAGUUUCCUCGAGGACCGCCUGAGGGAGCUGUUCUUGAAGCAAGCGGGAUACCGCAAGCUCUGCUUCCGCCAGAAGAGCAACGGCCCUAUGUGUUUUGUUGAGUUCGAGAGUGUCGAGUUUGCGACGAAGGCCCUUAACGAUCUCUACGGCGACACUCUGAAUGGUUUGGUUCGCAACGGCGGUAUCAGGCUGUCGUAUAGCAAGAACCCUCUCGGUGUACGUACCCCGAACAGCGGUGGUAAUGGGCCAUCCCUGCAACAGCAGCAGCAGCAAUAUCAGAGUCGCGAGAUGCAGGAUGGCAGCCGUGACGGCUUCUCCGGUGAUCCGUACCCUCGCCACUCUGAAUCGACGGACACCAUUCGAGGCGUGCGCCGUGACACCUCUAGCAUGACGUCUCCCGCCUCGUCCUACCGCUAUACCACAUCUCCUCCGCCACCCAGGUUCUUCUCACCGCCUCUGCCCUCAGGAACCUUCAGCGGCUCUCUUGCCACCUCUACGUCUUUCCCACGCGCUAAUCCUCAGGGGUUCGGAUUCUCAUCGGGCAAUACGACUUUCUCUCCUUUCGGCAUUCCUCACUCUUCGAUACCCGAUCAGCCCGUGGCUGACGCUAGCAACGACCAUCUCGCACACCCACUUACUCCCGCCGCGGCCAAUAUAGAGGCUAGCCGCGCCGGCUGAUGAUUGCCAUUCGCACACGCAAUACCUCGCAUGUACCAAUUAUGUGAAGUCUCCCUCAGCUCUCCUCUCUCUCUCACUCUCCGCAUAUUUACCACGUACAUUUUCCUGGACGUUCCACCAGCCGCUUCAAUUUGCAAUAUCGUGCACUAUCCCAUCCUUUCGAUCGCUUACAUCUCUCAAUCUCCAUGUGUCUCUCGAUCCAUUGUCACACUCUCACCUCCUAUAAAUCAAGUUUACAGAUGCUUAUAGUUUGGCCAUUCGUCCGCGCCCGUAGUAUCCCUUAGUUCUCCAUCCCCUCUGCCUUGCGUUGUUUGUCUGCACAAAGUACCGAUUCCUGCUCCCGUUGUCCUUGCAUUUUGCAUACAUGCUGUUCUGCUAGUCUCACCUGGGGUACAUAGCACGCUUAACCUGUUCCUCACGAUAUAUGUAUACUACUAUUUACG